AUGGAUUUUUUUUGGGAUGUUAGAACAUAUCUCCAGAGCGCAUCCAGGCUGCGACUUGCAACGAGAGGUCCAAAGUCGCUGGUAUCUCAAUCCAUCCGUCAGAUUCAAACGCGUUCAACAGGACACAUCUUAAACACAGGCGCGAAGAUACCGGCCAUAGGAUUCGGCACCUUCCAAGACCCCGAUGCCCAAGAAGAUGCCGUAAGCAGGGCCCUAAAGAUGGGUCUUCGGCUGAUCGAUACAGCCCGCGUGUACGACGUCGAGAAGCAGGUUGGAAAGGGCAUCAAAGCUAGCGGCAUACCCAGAGAGGAGAUCUUCCUCGGCACCAAGCUAUGGUGUAACAACUACCACCCCGACGACGUGGAGAGUGCCGUAGAUAGUUCGCUUCGCGAUCUAGAUACGCCUUAUGUCGACCUGUUGCUGAUGCAUUACCCCUGUACCUUCAAACGAGGAGAGGACCGCUUCCCUAGAGAUGCCAAUGGGAAGAUGAUCCAUGGAGAGACGAACUUCGUGGACACUUGGAGGGCUAUGGAGAAGGUUGUUAAGGGCGGAAAAGUUAAAGCGAUUGGUGUAUCAAACUUCAGCAAGGGGGAGCUGGAGAGGCUGAUUAAGGAGACAGACACAGUUCCUGCUGUUCAUCAGAUGGAAGUGCACCCAUAUCUACAACAAAAGGAUUUCAACAAAUGGCUCAAGACACAAGGAAUCCACGUCGUCCAGUUCAGCCCAUUGGGUAACAUGAAUGACUUUUACAGGACGACGGGUUGGAGUAAGGAGGUCUCGCACAUGAUGAAGGUUAUCGACCAGCCAUUAUUGAAGGAAAUCGCCAAGAAAUACGGCAAGAGCGCGGUCCAGGUCGUAUUAGCCUGGGGCGUUAACAGCGGGCGUUCGGUGAUACCAAAGAGUACCAUUGAUUGGCAGAUCAAAGAAAACGUCGAGUCUGACUUCCAGCUUGAUCCUGAGGAUAUGGAAAAGAUCGCGACUUUGGAUAUUAAGGCAAGGUUCAACGACCCGAGUUUAGAUUACCGCUGGAGACUUUAUAGCGAUCUUGAGGGAAUCGAUGGCACUGUCGAGGGACGAACACAUUAA
Molecule: messenger RNA, 1086 nt
Organism: Annulohypoxylon maeteangense
Lineage: Eukaryota; Fungi; Ascomycota; Sordariomycetes; Xylariales; Hypoxylaceae
Product: putative aldehyde reductase
Exons: 3
Coding region: 1-1086 (361 amino acids)
Cellular component (GO): cytosol
Molecular function (GO): aldose reductase (NADPH) activity
Source: RefSeq, a predicted model, not a curated record